Molecule: messenger RNA, 6788 nt
Organism: Dendronephthya gigantea
Lineage: Eukaryota; Metazoa; Cnidaria; Anthozoa; Malacalcyonacea; Nephtheidae
Product: serine/threonine-protein kinase WNK3-like
Exons: 14
Coding region: 481-5646 (1721 amino acids)
Biological process (GO): positive regulation of sodium ion transmembrane transporter activity; monoatomic ion homeostasis; negative regulation of sodium ion transport
Cellular component (GO): cytoplasm
Molecular function (GO): potassium channel inhibitor activity; ATP binding; protein serine/threonine kinase activity
Source: RefSeq, a predicted model, not a curated record
UCCAUUCAUGUGCUUGAACUAGAUGCCUUUGUAUUUGCAAGUGAUUACUUCUCGUCGAAAGGAGAGCAAGCUGGUCGACUUUUCGGGAAAACAUCCUCGUCAAGGGGAUUAUCCCUUCUUGGAGUAUUCCUCCAAGUAUUUUGUGAGGUUCCUACGUAUCUGAGAGCAGAGAAAAACUUACUCAAACUUUCAUAUCUCGUCAAACAGUUUCCGUCAACGCCAUGAUGAAGCGCCGAUUCGUCGUUGGCGAAUAACUGCUCGUUGUCGUCCUGGAUCGUUUUCUAUAAGUUCAACCGAACAAACCCGAAGUAUUCAACUAGUUUUAAAGGAAAAUGUGAACAAACAAGGCGUUGUACGGCUUUAAGGCUGUAUUUUUCCCGAGAAGGUCUAACAAAUAUGUCUUCAGAGAGGGUCACUGUCAACCUUCCUGUUCCAUACGAAUACAAGCCUUUGGCGUGUUACGCGCUUUAAGGAUAUUUCAUGAGCAAUUCGCAAGCCAACGAAGCUGGGGAAAUGACUGCUGCAAUUUCCCAAACUGUUAUGACGGAAGGAGAAAGCGAACCGAAGAGAAGCGAAAACCCAAAACCAACUUCGGAUGCGGUGGAAACCAAUUCAUCUCACUCUAUGCCAGACGACAUAAAGAUCGUCGAAGACGCGAAGGAAAGAGGGCAAAACCUUUUGAAUGAAAGUAUAGAAGCAGAAGAGAAGGCUGUGGCCUCCAGUCCAGAUGGUAGAUUUCUCGAAUUUGAUAUAGAAAUUGGUCGGGGCUCGUUUAAAACUGUUUUUAAAGGUCUAGACACCGAAACUGGUGUCGCUGUGGCUUGGUGUGAAUUACAGGAUAAAUAUUCGAAGUCGGAGCGAUCUCGCUUCAAGGAAGAGGCCGUCAUGCUGAAACAGCUUACUCAUCCAAAUAUUGUGAAAUUUCACGAGUUCUUCGAGCGACCGAAAGCCGGACAGAAAGAUAAAAAACAACUUAUUCUUGUUACAGAAUUGAUGACUUCGGGAACGCUUAAAAUGUAUCUGAAAAGAUUCAAAGGUGUACGCGAGAAAGUUUUGAAGAGUUGGUGUCGCCAAAUCCUCGAGGGAUUGUACUUUUUGCACACCAGGACCCCGCCUAUCAUUCAUCGCGAUCUCAAAUGUGACAAUAUUUUUGUCAACGGUUCAACUGGCUUGAUUAAGAUUGGUGACCUGGGAUUAGCUACCUUGAAGAAACACUCGUUUGCUAAAAGUGUAAUAGGUACUCCGGAGUUCAUGGCACCAGAGAUGUAUGAAGAACGUUACGAUGAGUCCGUUGAUGUUUAUGCAUUUGGUAUGUGUAUGCUGGAGAUGGUCACGUUGGAAUAUCCUUACAUGGAAUGCCAAAAUGCUGCUCAGAUUUACAAGCGUGUGACCCAGGGUAUUCCUCCACAUUGUCUAGCUAAGGUGGAGAAUGCAGAUAUAUACGAUAUCAUCCAAGGUUGUACUAAAUACAGGAAGGAAGAAAGAUACACGAUUCCUUAUCUUCUCAAAUGUCCGUUCUUUAAACUUGAUGGUGGCAUUAAAGUAGACUUGGUCCUGCCAUUAGAAGUGGACCCAGAUAAGCCAGAACUUGUGAAACUGCAAUUACGAUUAGGAGACCCACGGCUGCGGAAAGAUAAGCAUAAAGAUAACGAAGCUAUUCAGUUUGAUUUUGAUUUAGUCAAAGAUAAUCCUGAGAAGAUAUCUAAGGAAUUGGUCUCAUCGGGAUUUAUCGAUGCGAACAACAUUCAGUUGAUCAGAAAAGCGAUCAAACAAUGCGUCGAACUUGUAAAAAGAAACCCUGAGAAAGGAGCCGUUGAAGAAAAAGAUAAUGAUUCUGUGGAGAAGAAUAAUCCUCCUUCUGAGACUCCUCAGAGUAUUACCAUUGAAGACCAGGUGAAAAUUGUCCCUGACGAGAUGACAGAUCAAACACAAAACCAAACCCGUAGCACAACUGAUCAACAGGUCACUUCUUAUCAACAACAAUCCACACAGCAAGUUCAAUCACAACAGCAGCAACAGCAACAACAACAACAGCCACAGCCACAGCAAAAAAAUGAGCCUGAAAACCAAGAAGUUAGAUCAAGACAAAACUCUACUACCAAUGAUGAACAAGCUAAUCAAAGCCCUAAAGUUACUGCGGCAUCCGCAGUGGCGAGCAAGGACUCUGGUAUUUCAAACACAUCCGUAGUCAGUUCUGUAGCCUCAGAAGAUGUUGCAGGGCAACGUUUGGAGCCUUUGAGUGUUUCUACAAUACCAGUUGAUAACAAGCCUUGCUCAGUCUCACCAGACACAGAGAAGACGUUCCUUACCAGCGCUGAGUCCGCUUCUACAGUCAGUGAAAAAGCCUCAAACGAUACUGUAAGUAUGCUAAGCAGCGGAAACUCUUCCACAAUUUCCUUACCCGGAUCUCAACCUGCAAGUCAGACGUCCACCCAACCAGCCGCACAACAGCAAGGCCAACAAUCUACUCAGGCACCAGCCCAGUCAGUAGAUAAGAAAAAGAAAAAGGAGCGUGCAUUCAAGUUGAAUUUACUCACUGUCACUGGAAAUGAGAUUGAAUGUUCGUUUGAUACGUACAAGAAUUACAGGAUAACUUUCAAAUUCGAGAUCGACGAGGAUGAAUCGAUGGACAUUGCAAAGAGCAUGAUUGAUUCAGGCCAUUUAAGAGAGGCAAACAAGGUGUUGUUUGUGGAGCGAUUAAGAAGAAUCCUUAGCGAUGCUCGUAGUAAAAAAGAAUUAGAUAGCAGUGGGACAGUUCGCUUUGACCAUCAGACGUCCACAGAAAGCAAUCCUGGAUCAGCACACACAUUACCAACCCCAACUGAGAGAAACGAGCAGUUCCAAUUUCCAGCAAAGCCUGAACCUGCGUCCCAAACAAAUAUUCAAUCAUCUUCACUUGGCACCCAACAGCAACAAUCGAGCGAGACAACUAACGAACAAGUUCCUGCGACGACUGCUGACAAACCGGUUGCUCAGCCGACGCAAUCUUUAGUUAACCAGCAAACUGACACGCAGGAAAACCCACAGGAAGUCGUGUCGCAAGAUACCCCACAGGAAGUGAUGCCACAGGCCACCCCGCAAGCCGAUCAUCAGGCUAUGCAGACUGUGGACCCGCGGCCAACUCUACCUGCUGCCAAUCCUCAACAAGUCAACCAACAGACCCAGAUGCAAGAUCAGAAACCUGUUCAAGCUAUAAAAAACCAACCAGCCGAACUUCAGAGGAAACAAUCAGUGAAUAAUCAGAACAUUCAGCAGCCUAACCAGGCGAUGAAUCAGACAAACAAACAAGCUGUAACCGCAGCAAUACAAUCAACUACUCUACCGAUUGAACAACAGUUGGAUACUGUUCAUAAUCCUCGUGACUCUCAGCAGACUGUACCAUCACCUGGGUCCCAAGCUCCUGAUACUGUAGUCAGUCAGGCUAACCAGCAAAAUGCGCCCAGCCAAGCUAACCAACGUACUGCCAUUCCCCCAACGAGUUUGCCACAAGCCUUAACAUCCCAAUCACAAGAUACAAGUUCGAAGCCUGCGACUAAAACACCCACCGAAGUUCGUACUGUUGUCGCGAAGAAAAAACAGUUUCAAGUGCAAGUCUUGGAAGAACCACAGAACGGCAUUGCCACGGAUUUGCCAGUUGUACCUGGGAACUCCUCUACUAAUACGCCUGUUGGACAAGCGCAGAAUGUAAACGCCCCUCAAGACCUACCUGUGAAAACGAAUGUACCACAAGCUGACGUUUUGACUAGACAAUCGCAGACUGAAGUCGCGCAAAAUAAUACCAAGGUGUCCCCAGUUCAAGAUGUAGCUGCUCCUGUAACUGUUGUACCACAAGUCAGCCCACAGGAGACUGUGGUAAAACAACCACAACAAUCAAAUAAUGAAGAGAAGAAUACGUCUCAAGCAUCAGGCAUUCCUAACAAGGUACCAGGUAACGAUGGGUCAUUGCAAAAUACUGUAGCACAAUCACAAAGCAGUAGCAGAACUCAAAAUGAAGCCAUUGCAGUUUCUCAGGCAACGCAAUCAGCACAAACUGCAACAAUCUCACCGACGUCAGCACAACAAUCAGUGGCGAAAAACGCACCUAAACCAAGAUCUGAAAGUCCUGUCGUCCCUGUAUCUCAAUCGCCGCAAGCUUUCAUAUCACAAGACCAAACAACUGCCGCGGUUAAUGAUGAGGAAGUGGCCUCGACUGCUCUGGGUGAAGAAUCCAAGCCAAAGAACUCUCCUUCAACUGAUGAAUCACGUGACGUACCACAGGAUGUAAUAACAAUACAAUCUCCAAUCACCAGCCAUCCUCCAAUACACAUCCCGAUUGUUCCCUCUGAAACACAAUAUGAAAACACCAGCACUUCGCGAAUCUCUGACAAUCUGACAGCUGAAAACCGCCAAAAAAGCAUCAGUGACAACGAAAAGUCUAGCAAAAAUGAUGACGCUAUUGCGCAAAUGACGUCGUCGAUUCAAACUCAAACGAGUUUUGAUAAGAGCAUGCUAACGCGAGAGCAGGCUAAGAAAACCACUGAACGAAGAACCAUGGAGAAGAGUUCGUCUGAAGAGUUUCCUCCGGGUUAUGAUGAUAGCGAUGGUUCUGUCUCAAGCGAGAAGUCAUAUAGCAGGCAAUCAUCUGAUAGUCAUUCUACGCAUGACAUGGACAUAUCUAAGUCUAAGAAUAUUGAAAAUUUGCAAGCUAAAGUGGAUGUUGAACAUUGGCUAAAUCAGUCCGGAUUGUUGGAAGGAGAUGGUGAUGGCGGAUCUAAUCUUCAGCUCUCGCAGUUUUCCCGAGAAGAAAUGGACGAAUUGAAGAGAAUAUGCAAGAAGCAAGAGAAAGAACGUGUUGAGAUGCAGAAACGACAGACGAAGGAACUCUGGGAUGUUUACAAAAAAAUAGAGCAAAGGAAAAAUGAAAAACCGAAGGAGUCUAAACGAGCAGUGGUCUCAACAACUUCCAGCACUAAAAGUACAGUUACCACAACUCAAACUGUUCAUGAAUACAAAUCUUCAAAUGGUCAUACCGUUAAAACAACGGUCAAAAAACAAAUCCAUCACUCCGAUGAAAACCUUACCAAACUACAGCAACGCAGUAUGCAGCAAUUUGAAUAUGAUGCGUCUAAGAAAAAAGGCGGUGCCGGUGCUGCGAUAGGAGGGUGGCCAACAAACAAACAUAAUUUCAAUCAAAUGAAAGGCCAGACAGGGGCGAACCCUAUGGUAAUGAAGGGACCUCGAGGACCGGUUGCAACACCAACAAGUAGUUCCUCUAUGUCCCAUAUCCCUCAAAGCACUCCAGGAUAUAUACCUCAUACUUCAUCGUCACAGGUCUUUGCAACACCACACAAUGCUAUACAUGGUAACCUCCCCGGCCAGAUUCACCCCCAAUGGCAUGGUGAGAAUACUGGCGUCUACUGGACAAACGGGGCCAAUCAAAAUUGGCAAGGGGCGAAUAUUGAAGUCGGGAAUGGGCGCGGGCAGCCGAUUACAUAUUCCGACGCCACACGACACGUGCCUGAUAUAAACUCUUGGCAAGCUAACGGUCCGUAUCUUCCCGUUACCACGCAACCACAGCAACAAAUGGCGCAAGCAAACAACCCACCUCGGACUGACAGUCAAGUAACAACAGACAACACAAAACACGCCGUGUUACCAAGCAGGUAGCAUCAUGGCUCCAAGAAAUUGUCAUAUUAAUUUCUGAUUCAUUAAUUUUGAACGAUCAAUUCCUUAUCGAAGAGUGCCACCAAUGUUCGUUCUUUUUCGUGUUGUGCUGCUGGUGAUGUUUCUUUAAGACGACGUUCUUAGAUGUGUAAUGUGACCAUCCACACGGUGUUCAACUUGAUUGUCUGACGACCUGCCGUCUGCCAUUAAUUUCCUCGCACUAUUUAACCAACGUGUGGUUGUUGCGUGUUUAACUCGUGGAUUGUUCGUGUAUCGCGCGAAUAACUCACGAAAUUCGAACCUGGUGCGUUCUCUUCGCGACAAACAAACAAUUAUCAGAAUGAAAGUAAUUUGCUUUGAAUAUCAAUUAUGUACAGUUUAUAUUUAAGAGAUUUUUGUAUCCAUAGUGCAAUAUUUGAUCUGCUAAAGGGGGGAGGGAGGGGGGGGUUUGAAAGUAGAUCUCGGAAGAGAACUUGCACACCAUUGACAUUGGUUUUUGAAACCUGUUUUGAAAUGAUGUGUUAUUGGGAGGCUAUUUUUUCUAUGAACAAUUUUGCUAUGGAUAAUUCUAAUAUUAUUUCAAAUAUUAUUUUAAUUGCAAUAAGAUUUAGCAAGCGUUUUUGAAACGACUUAUUCCCGACUUUUUUUUCUUCGUUAUCGAGUCGUUUCACAAACAUGAGGUCUGCGAUUGGAAUACUCACUGUCACUGACCGUCUGACACUGAGAAUUUGUUUUUUAAUAAUGAAGUGGCAGAAUUGCACGUGUGCGCAUAUACCGCGCGUCUGUCCUGAUGCGAUUUCUACGUCUGAUGGAUGUCAACACGAGUGGAUGAUUUAUAAUAUUCUAAGGGAAUUCCUUACCUGCAUAUUAUAAAACACUCGCUCGUUAACAGCCAUCAAUGAAAGAAACCAGGAAAGAAAGUAAGAAAGCGCGCGAUCCCUUUUUCACAUAAAAGGGAAUUAUGUUUACUUCUUGAACUCAAAACCAGAUUAUUAAGAUUUUUUUAAUUUUCUAACAAGCAAAAUAUCUGAAGAUAUUAAAGCUAAAAGUACGAUUUGAGUAAGAAGGGUUUAUUUGAGCCUAAUCAAAAGUGCCUCGGUUUUUUAGUUAGCCACUAUUACUUAUGAAGCAAAUUCUGCAAACAU